Molecule: messenger RNA, 3731 nt
Organism: Rhineura floridana
Lineage: Eukaryota; Metazoa; Chordata; Lepidosauria; Squamata; Rhineuridae
Gene: CARS2
Product: cysteinyl-tRNA synthetase 2, mitochondrial
Exons: 16
Coding region: 2125-3552 (475 amino acids)
Biological process (GO): cysteinyl-tRNA aminoacylation
Cellular component (GO): cytoplasm
Molecular function (GO): cysteine-tRNA ligase activity; ATP binding
Source: RefSeq, a predicted model, not a curated record
AGAAGGAAGUGAGGCGGGGGUGGGGAGGCAGAGCGCGCGCUUCGUAGCCAGGUUGCUGCUGAGGUGCACGAGAUCGGGGUGUUGUGUAUGCAUAGCAAUAACACUUUUUUCUGAUGUAGACGUGUCUUAUGCGUGUGGGCUGGAACUGAAAUAUUGCUUACGACUUCCAUUAACGCACACAAAAAGUAGGUAAAUGAUCAACCAUGUCGAUUCAUUCGGGGCUGGCAACUUGGGCAGUGGAUGAAACCUUUCAAUGGAAGGCUUUCAUGGGCGUAACAGAGAAAAAGAGGGAACGUGAGAAGUUGGUUGGCGGUGUUUACCUACGCUGCCUGCCCCGACAUCAGCGACGGGUAGAUUUGAAGGACCCGUCACGGCUUAUGUACGUACUUAAAAAGGGAUCAACAUAAACUUCGAGGGCUGGCAGCCUGCAGCAAAUAGACAAAAUCCCUUCUUUCUCGCCUCUCACCCUGUCGGCCUCGGCAGCAAGCCCGGAUUUCUGACAACACAAGAAUCUACGGGUGUGGGUGUGUAUGGGGGAGCGCGGGAUGGUGAUGCGUUGUACAAGGCAUUGUAUCCCUCCUCUUGCCAUCUCCCUCAGUUUGCAGGACUUUUCUCACUUAAAUGCAGAUGAUUUUUCCUUCCCUCCUUGAAACUAACUAACCGGAGCAACCGCAUCAAUAAUUGUAAUCCAGAAAAGACAGCAUUGCUGCCCAAUCAGGCUCAGUCUUGUGCACCACCCCUCCGCUUUGCUGUCCAAUGGGAGACCUCAGAUUAUAACGCCGGAAGAGAGCAACAAGGAAGGAUCGGUGCGUGCGCACACUUUAUCCGUAGACGAGGAGAAAAUGGAGGGUGCGAGGUGAAAAUGUGAACUACAUUUCCCUAUAGCCCUUUUUUCUGCGACGCCGCAUGCGCCUGGGUUGUGGCCAUUGCAGACCGAGAUGGGGGUAUCCCCCACUACGUUUAAGGUUGGCUGAUCUGAAAACCAAAGCACACUCAGCUGCAGAAAACAAAAGGAGGGGAGCGUGUGUGCAACAAGGUUACUACCUAGCCCAAGUGGAGAGAAGCACUGACUUGACAGUUAUUUGCAUAUGUUAAUUCAUCCAGACGUAUUUAAAUACACUUCCCCACCCCUGUAGCCUAGCAUUGAAGCUGAUAAUAAUCAUCCCUAAACAGCUGUGCUGGUUUAAAACUAGCAUUGUGAUUAUAUUGGAGUGCAGGAAAGUUGAUUUCAUGAUGAGGAAACACUAGAAAAAUGCGUGGGAGAGUUACCUGUUUGAAGAAUCUUUCGUGGAACACGAAAACAGAGAGAGUUAAGUGGAAGAAAAAGGCCACCUUUGGGGUACUGUAGCUAAAAGUGGUAGCAGAGUGGCACAAAUGUAUUUCCAAAGGCUUCGAAUGGUCUCUUUGAAAUCUCAGGCCACUCUUGCCCACUAAGUAUUUCAAGCGAAAAGUCAAUAGAUAUGUUUUUUUAACACAGCUACGGAAUCCACUGCAGGGUUUUGAGCACUUUUCGUAACCCGACCCCUUAUAAAGUUGCUGGCACUAUGAACUUAGCAUUUUAAAGCACGCUGCAGCUUGGAACGCGCUAUAGAAAAGAACGAUUUUUUACAAGAAAAGAAAGCAAAUGGGAACUUUUCGAACUUUGCUGCAAACACCUUUUUAAUACAUAUGCAAUAGGAAGUACAGCUCCGUCUUGGAUUUUAAACAUUAAAAGCACAAGAGUCUGAAUGGUGCUAUGAAUACCGAUUUAUUGUGGUAAGUGGGAUGGUGGUACUAGAAUGCUCAGUUGGCGAGGAGUAACCCGGCAGGCAAGGAACAGUAGAAAUCUCAAGAAAGGGAACAUUAAAAACGGCCAGCUAGCCUUUGAUCACUAAAGAGCGAGAGAGCAUUAACCAUUUACGGAGAAUCUUCACUGACUACAGAUCUUCUUCUAACAGACAAACAGGAUAGAUGUAGAAUACUAAUAAUCAAGAAAUGUUUAGGCAUUUAUAAGAGUCCUGUUAAUUGUUCUCCUGUAACUAUGAAUACAAGACAAUACAGUAUAGCUGCGGACCUACUGUAUAUGACAGUGCCCAUCUUGGGCAUGCUUGCUCCUAUGUUAGAUUUGAUAUAAUUAGAAGAAUAAUGACAAAAGUAUUUGGAAAGGAAGUAGUCAUGGUGAUGGGAAUUACAGAUGUAGAUGACAAAAUAAUUAAAAGAGCCAGUGAGCUGGGUGUAUCACCAGCAUCUCUUGCCCAUUUUUAUGAGGAGGACUUUAAGCAAGACAUGGCUGCUUUAAAGGUUCUUCCUCCUACAAUAUAUAUGAGAGUGACUGAAAAUAUUCCUCAGAUCAUUUCUUUUGUACAACAGAUCAUUAUGAGUGGGCAUGGUUAUGCAACCUCAAAAGGUAAUGUUUAUUUUGAUGUCCGUUCUAGGGGAGACAGAUACGGAAAACUAAGAAAUGUUUAUCCUGAUACCCAAGAGGAACCAGUCAUUAGUGAUAAGCGUCACAUGAAGGACUUUGCUCUUUGGAAGGCAGCCAAACCUCAAGAGGCGUGCUGGGACUCUCCCUGGGGAAAAGGAAGACCUGGCUGGCACAUUGAGUGUUCCACAAUAUCAAGUCUAGUGUUUGGAAGACAUUUGGAUAUCCACACUGGCGGAAUAGAUCUUGCAUUUCCCCAUCAUGAAAACGAAAUUGCUCAAUGUGAAGUUUAUCAUCAGUGUGAGCAAUGGGGAAAUUAUUUUCUACACUCUGGGCACCUACAUGUUAAAGGGAGUGAAAAAAUGUCAAAAUCACUGAAAAACUACAUUUCCAUUAAGGACUUCCUGAAGAAGUUUUCACCUGAUCAGCUUAGAAUGUUUUGUUUACGGAGUGGAUACAGAUCAGCUAUAGAAUAUAGUGAUGACAGCAUGAGUGAUGCAAAAAAUAUUCUUCAGACAAUCUAUUCUUUUGUGAGUAGUGCUAAUGCCUACAUGAAAGGACAACUUACGUGUGAAGCCAUAAGAGAAGAUGUACUGUGGGAAAGACUAGCCAAUACCAAAGCAACAAUAAAGGCUGCAUGUGCCGAUGACUUUGACACCCCCAGGGCUGUUGGUGCAAUUAUGGACCUCAUUCACCAUGGCAACAGACAGCUGAAGGACGUCACUAAGGAAAAUGAAUCUCCUAGAUGUGCUGUUGUGUUUGGAGCCAUUGUCUCCUAUAUCAUGGAAUUUCUUCACACAACUGGGAUCACUCUUGAAGAAAGACAGGUGGCUCCAGAAAGCAAACAUUCAGCCAUAUUCUCCAGUGUGAUAGAUGAACUCAUAAGUUUCCGAAUCAAAGUUCGGAAUUUUGCUCUUGCUAUGCCUGAGGCUGCAGGAGGCAUACCCACUGAAGGUUCUGCCUUGUCAAAAGAAGCAAAAUGGCAGCAGAAAGAUGAAAGGCAACGACUCUUGAAGGACAGAGAGCCCCUUCUGCAAGCAUGUGACAACCUGCGUCAAGAUCUAGCUAUGUACGGCAUCAACAUAAAGGAUAGAAGUACUACUUCUACAUGGGAACUUGGAGAACCGAGUAAAGAAUUGGAAAAGAGCUGAUGCAAAUAUUAAGUACAGAUGGAGUGAUACAACACUAUGGUGUUCUAAUGGGUUUUAAGUUACUGUCACUGAGAAAAUUCUCUGUUAAUUUACUAGGUGUCAUAUUGAGGUGGCUUAAAUGUUUCUUAAAAUUGUCUACUCUUUAAUAAAGCAAGAAGCUUUUGUCUGUUUCCUGAAAA